AUGCAGAAACCGAAUCAAGCCCGAACGAGAGCGCUCGGUCUACGAGACCGCAAGGCCCUGAGACCGUCCUUGACCUCGACUGCCAGCCCUCUGGGCUCCCUCAAGGGUAGCAAACAGUCGCCUGCGUCAUCCCUUUCUGGCCGUCGCUCUAGCGGUCUGGCUGCCUUUGCGGCGCCUCCAAGGCGAGUCUCAACAAGAAUUACUGCCUCCGAUCUCGUGUUCCGGUCUCCAUCUGCAUCCCAACAGAGUACAGAAAAAUUACCACCACCUACCGAUACCCCGGAAAACCAAUUGGCGUCGGAACUGGACAGCGCGACCGGUGAUAUAGAUGCGAAUGAGGCCUUACCACAACCGUCAUUCCAGGACAUCCUAGACGAGCCAGACCUGCCACCGACGCCGACCCAGUUGGGCCUGGAACGGCCUCCAGGGCGGCCAAAAGGACUUCUAAGCAGUAGCCCGAGCUCGCAACAGGGAAAGUGGGGAAAAAGAAGGAAUACAGAUGGUCGAGAACAAAGCCCGUCAAAGCUGAGGAAAGUCGACUAUGGCGAGGCAGGAGAAUCCGCGGAUUCAGGCCUCUUGUUGGAUCGGACUUAUCUACCGGAGGAGAUUUUGACGAAGCGCAAAUUGAAGAACAAACUCGCUUCUGAACUACAGCAAUUGAGGAACGAAAUCUCGGAAUUGGAGACGUGGUCGAAAGACCUGGCGCAAGAUGAAGCCGGUGAUGAGCGAGAUUUGACCGGGUUAAUUACUUUGUUAGCAGCAACGAAUCCUCCUCAAUCGACCCCAACGGCCUCAGGCGAAUCCUCCAUAUCGUCUCUCAUAUCUUCGUUGCUCCCUUUUGCCACCAAGGGACCCCCGAAACCCCCACCCGAGGCCCCUCCAGUGAACCCAUUUGCGCUUGGAGAGCAGGCGCAAACAAAAGCAUAUCUAACAGCCCUUGCGCCGUUACAGCUUACGGCCUACUCUGAAACCAUACCUAAUUCCACCCCUGAUCUUGUCUUAGAGAGACAUACUCUCCAGUUUUCCGCCCCGCCUCCCUUCCCUUCCAACCGUUACAAAGUAUCUGUAACCUGCGACGUCAACCCAGAAACACAAAGCUUGGUCUCCAUAUCAUUUGCUUCACAGGCGAAUGGAGAAGAUACAAGGACCCCAGAGGAUCUACGGCGUUGGAUCGACACCAGGCUUGCCAAUCCCUUGCUUAAACUAGAUGUUACAGGUCUGUGCUGGGGCAUUAACCGAUACUGGGAGGCCAUGGUAUCGCGUGCUGAGUUAUGGUUACACAUGGAGGAGCAACAUGCAGAAUUAAUCAGUGGACAUGCGAAACGGGACCAUGUGACUAAAUCGAAGAGCGCAAGCUCGCAACCCCUUGGCAUGUCAGAACUGCGUCAAAUUCUCCCGCACCUCGAGCGCACGUCUAUGCUCUUCGAAUCCAAGAGCGGCUCACUGAAAGUUCUUGUGUCAUGCCAAUUAACACUGGACGAGUGGACAAGUGAGCCACAACUAGCACCGGGACUUAGCGUUUCUCUAUUAUCCGAGUCCGACAGCGGCUCCAGGCGCAAGGUGGAUCAGGAAUCCAAACGCCUGUUCCAAUCCAUCUUGAAUCCGAACGAGAACAACCAAGCUGGAAGCAGCGGCAGCGGAGUCUCUGCUAGCACAAUUCUAAGAGCUACAGACUGCGUCUUGCGCGCUUUGCUCAGUACUAACUCUAAGAAAUGA
Molecule: messenger RNA, 1716 nt
Organism: Aspergillus tubingensis
Lineage: Eukaryota; Fungi; Ascomycota; Eurotiomycetes; Eurotiales; Aspergillaceae
Exons: 2
Coding region: 1-1716 (571 amino acids)
Source: RefSeq, a predicted model, not a curated record